AUGGGUCUUUGGGGGCCUCCUCUGCUGCUCUCCUUCCUCUCGUUUUUCCUGCUGCCCCCAGCAGCAGCAAAACGAAUACCAAUCACCACCAGGCCGCUGCAGCAGCAGCAGCAGCAGCAACAGCAGCAGCUGCUGCUGCGGCAACAGCAGCAUCUACAGCAGCAACAGCAUCAGCUGCAGCAGCAGAAGCUCCUGCUGCAGCAGCAGCAGCAGAGGUUAAGUGCUGCCACUGUCUUCUCUCUAAGGCUGCGGGGGCCCCCAAAACCAAACCUGAAAGGGGUACUAAAGGGGGGCCCCCCAGGGGCCCCAUGGGCGCAGAGGGGCCCCCCUCUUCUCUCUGUUGUUGUUUCAUUUCUUCUUUUGCUGCUGGCAGCAGCUAUCUUUAAGAAGCAUUCACCGCACUGCAGCAGCAGCAGCAGCAGCAGCAGCAGCAACAGCAGCAACAGCAGCAGCAGCAGCAGCAGCAGCGGGGGAUCAGGUAUGGAGCAGGCAUCUGCUUCUGCUGCUGCUGAAGCCUUUGUGCUGCAGCAUUUGCUGCAGCGAAUUGAGGGGGGGGCCCCCGGGGGCCCCCUACCUGAUGGGGCCCCCAUUAGGUUCUAUUGGGGGCCCUUUCCUUUCUUUCUUAGGGCCCGGCAGCAGCAACAGCAGCAGCUGCAGCACCCGCAGCAGCAGCCGCAGCAGCAGCAGCAGCAGCAGCAGCAGCAGCAGCAGCACCCGCAGCAGCAGCCACAGCCGCAGCAGCAGCAGCAGCAGCAGCAGCAGGAUAUAUUUAUGUGUGUUUAA
This is a messenger RNA of Eimeria mitis, 783 nucleotides long. RefSeq lists its product as uncharacterized. The transcript has 2 exons. The coding region runs from base 1 to 783 and encodes 260 amino acids. Lineage: Eukaryota; Apicomplexa; Conoidasida; Eucoccidiorida; Eimeriidae. The record is from RefSeq and is a predicted model, not a curated record.